GUCUCUCCUCAGGCUGUGAACGUGGCUGGCGUGGGUAUGUUCAGCGAGGCGAUCCUCUGUCAAACUCCUCCUUCUGUACCUGCGGCCGUCAGCAGUGUCCACGCCCUCAAAGAGGCGGAGCUACGGGGAUACCACACCUCCACCUCCACAGACCAGGAGGAAGAGGAGGAGGAGGAGGAGGAGGAGGAGGAGGAUGGACCCCCCACCCCUCCUCUCUACUCCCCCUCCACUUGUCUAGGUCAGUUUGGUUUGACAUUGUUUUGUUUGUUUGUCUUGUUGACUGUUGUAAAGCCUCUUUGGGACCAUAAAAAAAAAAUAUAUAUAUAUACAUACAGUGUAUUCGGAAAGUAAUCAGACCCCUUCCCCUUUUUCCACAUUUUGUUACAUUACAGCCUUAUUCUAAAAUGGAUUAAAUAAAACAAAUCCUCAUCAAUCUACACACGAUACCCCAUAAUGACAAAGCAAAAUAUUACAUUUACAUAAGUAUUCAGACCCUUUUACUCAGUAGUCUGUUGAAGCACCUUUGGCAGUGAUUACAGCCUCGAGUCUUCUUGGGUAUGACGCUACAAGCUUGGUACACCUGUAUUUGGGGAGUUUCUCCCAUUCUUCUCUGCAGAUCCUCUCAAGCUCUGUCAGGUUGGAUGGGGAGCGUCGCUGCACAGCUAUUUUCUGGUCUCUCCAGAGAUGUUCGAUCGGGUUCAAGUCCGGGCUCUGACUGGGCCACUCAAGGACAUUCAGAGACUUUUCCCGAAGCCACUCCUGUGUUGUCUUGGCUGUGUGCUUAGGAUCGUUGUCCUGUUGGAAGGUGAACCUUCGCCCCAGUCUGAGGUCCUGAGCGCUCUGGAGCAGGUUUUCAUCAAGGAUCUCUCUGUACUUUGCUCAGUUAAUAUUUGUCUUGAUCCUGACUAGUCUCCAAGUCCAUGCCCCUGAAAAACAUCCCCACAGCAUGAUGCUGCCACCACCAUGCUUCACCUUAGGGAUGGUGCCAGGUUUCCUCCAGACGUGACGCUUGGCAUUCAGGCCAAAGAGUUCAAUCUUGGUUUCAUCAGACCAGAGAAUCUUGUUUCUCAUGGUCUGAGAGUCCUUUAGGUGCCUUUUGGCAAACUCCCACCCUGAACUCUGGAGCUCUGUCAAUGACCAUCGGGUUCUUGGUCACCUCCCUUACCAAGGCCUUUCUCCCCUGAUUGGUCAGUUUGGCCGGGCGGCCAGCUCUAGGAAGAGUCAAAUGACAAUAAUGACGAAGCAUAAACAGGUUUUUAGAAAAAAAAUCAAAUUUAUAAAAAAUAUAAAACAGAAAUACCUUAUUUACAUAAGUAUUCAGACCCUUUGCUAUGAGAUUCGAAAUUGAGCUCAGGUGCAUCCUGUUUCCAUUGAUCAUCCUUGAUGUUUAUACAACUUGAUUGGAGUCCACCUGUGGUAAAUUCAAUUGAUUGGAUAUGAUUUGGAAAGGCACACACCUGUCUAUAUUUUACAUUUUAGUCAUUUAGCAGACGCUCUUAUCCAGAGCGACUUACAGUUAGUGAGUGCAUACAUUUUCAUACUGGCCCCCCGUGGGAAACGAACCCACAACCCUGGCGUUGCAAGCGCCAUGCUCUACCAACUGAGCUACAGGGGACUGUAUAAGGUCCCACAGUUGACAGUGCAUGUCAGAGCAAAUACCAAGCCAUGAGGUUGAAGGAAUUGUCUGUAGAGAGCUGAGACAGGAUUGUGCCGAGGCACAGAUCUGGGGAAGGGUACCAAAACAUUUCUGCAGCAUUGAAGGUCCCCAAGAACACAGUGGCCUCCAUCAUUCUUAAAUGGAAGAAGUUUGGAACCACCAAGACUCUUCCUAGAGCUGGCCGCCCGGCCAAACUGAGCAAUCGGGGGAGAAGGGCCUUGGUCAGGGAGGUGACCAAAAACCAGAUGGUUACUCUAAGUAUUGCUAAAAACCUGUUUUUCCUUUGUCAUUGUGUGUAGAUUGAUGAGGGAAAAAACUAUUUAAUCAAUUUUAGAAUAAGGCUGUAACGUAACAAAAUGUUGGAAAAGUCAAGGGGUCUGAAUACUUUCCGAAGGCACUGUGUCUGUAAUAUAUAUGUCUGUGUAAAUGUAUGUGUGUGUAUGUAUAUAUAUGUAUAUAUGUGUGUAUGUAUAUAUAUAUAUGUAUAUAUAUAUGUAUAUAUAUGUAUAUAUAUGUAUAUUAUAUGUCUGUGUAUAUGUAUGUAUGUGUGUGUAUAUAUAAAUAUAUAUGUGUAUGUAUGUAUGUAUGUAUGUAUGUAUGUAUUGUAUAUAUAUAUAUACAUACAUACAUACAUACACAUACACAGAUAUGUAUAUAUACACACACAUCAUACAUAUACACAGACAUAUACAUAUAUAUGUAUAUGUCUGUGUAUAUGUAUGUAUGUGUGUGAUAAUAAAUAUAUCUGUGUAUGUGUGUGUAUGUGUGUAUAUAUAUAUAUGUGUUGUAUAUAUAUAUAUAUGUGUAUAUAUAUAUAUAUAUAUAUAUAUAUAUAUAUAUACUGCUCAAAAGAAAUAAAGGGAACACUAAAAUAACACAUCCUAGUUGAAUGUGCUGACAACAAAAUCACACAAAAAUUAUCAAUGGAAAUCAAAUUUAUCAACCCUCAAAAUUAAAGUGGAAAACCACACUACAGGCUGAUCCAACUUUGAUGUAAUGUCCUUAAAACAAGUCAAAAUGAGGCUCAGUAGUGUGUGUGGCCUCCACGUGCCUGUAUGACCUCCCUACAACGCCUGGGCAUGCUCCUGAUGAGGUGGCGGAUGGUCUCCUGAGGGAUCUCCUCCCAGACCUGGACUAAAGCAUCCGCCAACUCCUGGACAGUCUGUGGUGCAACGUGGCGUUGGUGGAUGGAGCGAGACAUGAUGUCCCAGAUGUGCUCAAUUGGAUUUAGGUCUGGGGAAUGGGCGAGCCAGUCCAUAGCAUCAAUGCCUUCCUCUUGCAGGAACUGCUGACACACUCCAGCCACAUGAGGUCUAGCAUUGUCUUGCAUUAGGAGGAACCCAGGGCCAACCGCACCAGCAUAUGGUCUCACAAGGGGUCUGAGGAUCUCAUCUCGGUACCUAAUGGCAGUCAGUCUACCUUUGGCGAGCACCCCAAAGAAAUGCCACCCCACACCAUGACUGACCCACCGCCAAACCGGUUAUGCUGGAGGAUGUUGCAGACAGCAGAACGUUCUCCACGGCGUCUCCAGACUCUGUCACAUGUGCUCAGUGUGAACCUGCUUUCAUCUGUGAAGAGCACAGGGCGCCAGUGGCGAAUUUGCCAAUCUUGGCGUUCUCUGGCAAAUGCCAAACGUCCUGCACGGUGUUGGGCUGUAAGCACAACCCCCACCUGUGGACGUCGGGCCCUCAUACCACCCUCAUGGAGUCUGUUUCUGACCGUUUGAGCAGAAACAUGCACAUUUGUGGCCUGCUGGAGGUCAUUUUGCAGGGCUCUGGCAGUGAUCCUCCUGCUCCUCCUUGCACAAAGGCGGAGGUAGCAGUCCUGCUGCUGGGUUGUUGCCCUCCUACGGCCUCCUCCACGUCUCCUGAUGUACUGGCCUGUCUCCUGGUAGCGCCUCCAUGCUCUGGACACUACACUGACAGACACAGCAAACCUUCUUGCCACAGCUCGCAUUGAUGUGCCAUCCUGGAUGAGCUGCACUACCUGAGCCACUUGUGUGGGUUGUAGACUCCGUCUCAUGCUACCACUAGAGUGAAAGCACCGCCAGCAUACAAAAGUGACCAAAACAUCAGCCAGGAAGCAUAGGAACUGAGAAGUGGUCUGUGGUCACCACCUGCAAAACCAGUCCUCUAUUGGGGGUGUCUUGCUAAUUGCCUAUAAUUUCCACCUGUUGUCUAUUCCAUUUGCACAACAGCAUGUGAAAUUUAUUGUCAAUCAGUGUUGCUUCCUAAGUGGACAGUUUUGAUUUCACAGAAGUGUGAUUGACUUGGAGUUACAUUGUGUUUAAGUGUUCCCUUUAUUUUUUUGAGCAGUGUAUAUAUGUCUGUGCAUAUGUAUGUAUGUGUGUGUGUGUGUGUAUGUAUAUAUAUAUAUGUAUAUAUAUAUGUAUAUAUGUAUAUAUGUAUAUAUAUGUAUCUCACAUAUUGGGAUGUACUGUAUAUGUGUGUAUUGAUGAGUUAUAGCUCCUGAUGGCGCAGUGGUCUAAGGCACUGCUUUGCAUGUGGCUAACUGUGCCACUAGAGAUCCUGGUUCGAAUCCAGCUCUCUGUCUCAGCCGGCCGCGACCGGGAGACUCGAUGGGUCGUCACAAUCUGGCCCAGCGUCGUCCAGGUAGGGAGGGAAUGCCGCAGGGAUGUAGCUCAGUUGAUAGAGCAUGCGUUUGCAACGCCAGGGUUGUGGAGUUUGAUUCCCACGGGGGGCCAGUAUAAAAAAAUAUAUAUAUAUGUAUUCGCUAACUGUAAGUCGCUCUGGAUAAGAGCUCUGCUAAAUGACGUAAUUUAAAUGUAAAUGUAAUAUAUAUAAUGUUGUGUAUAUGUUAUGUGUGUGGUGGUGCGUGACGGGUGAUGUAUUAUAUUAUCCCGUGCCCCAGGGCAGUAUUGGGGACAUUGCCCUGUGUAGGGUGCCGUCAUUCGGAUGGGACGUUAAACGAGUGUCCUGACUCUCUGUGGUCACUAAAGAUCACAUUACAUUUAUCGUAAGAGUAGGGGUGUUAACCCCGGUGUCCUGGCUGAAUUCCCAAUCUGGCCCUCAUACCAUCAUGGACACCUAACCAUCCCCAGCAUCCGAUUGGCUCAUUCAUCCCCCCUCCUCUCCCCUGUAACUAUUCCCCAGGUCGUUGCUGUAAAUGAGAAUGUGUUCUCAGUCAACUUACCUGGUAAAAUAAGGGUAAAAUAAGAAUUUAUGCAUAUGGUAGUGUGGUAUGUCGUGGUGGUGGUGUUAUUGCAGACGUGCUUAAAGUAAUUGCCCCUCAGGGAUACAUAGUCUUUUUAAUUGAAUUGAAAUUGGAUUGAAAAGCACUAUAUAAUAAUAUAAUUAUUAUUGUUCUAGCUGUUGGUUGGGAGGCGCCGUGCAACCACGGGGCUGAGAUCUCCUCCUAUCUCAUAGACCUGGGAGAGAGACAGUCCAUCUCUGUAGGACCAGUCACCAAAUAUAUCAUUCAGCAUCUGCAGCCUGACACCAGCUACAAGUAAGCCCACAGAAACAGUCACACACCCUGCCUCAUACAGUCACACACCCUGCCUCAUACAGUCACACACCCUGCCUCAUACAGUCACACACCCUGCCUCAUACAGUCACACACCCUGCCUCAUACAGUCACACACCCUGCCUCAUACAGUCACACACCCUGCCUCAUACAGUCACACACCCUGCCUCAUACAGUCACACACCCUGCCUCAUACAGUCACACACACCCUGCCUCAGACAGUCACCAACCCUGCCUCAUACACAGUCACACACCCUGCCUCACACAGUCACACACCCUGCCUCACACAGUCACACACCCUGCCUCAUACACAGUCACACACCCUGCCUCAUACAGUCACACACCCUGCCUCAUACAGUCACACACCCUGCCUCAUACACAGUCACACACCCUGCCUCAUACACAGUCACACACCCUGCCUCAUACACAGUCACACACCCUGCCUCAUACGUCCACGACCCUGCCUCAUACAGUCACCACCCUGCCUCACACACAGUCACACACCCUGCCUCACACACAGCACACACCCCUGCCUCACACACAGUCACACACCCUGCCUCAACACAGUCACACCCUGCCUCACACACAGUCACACACCCCUGCCUCAUACAGUCACACACCCUGCCUCAUACAGUCACACACCCUGCCUCAUACAGUCACACACCCUGCCUCAUACACAGUCACACACCCUGCCUCAUACACAGUCACACACCCUGCCUCAUACACAGUCCACACACCCUGCCUCAUACACAGUCCACACACCUGCCUCAUACACGUCACACACCCUGCCUCAUACAGUCACACACCCUGCCUCAGACACAGUCAACACACCCUGCCUCAUACACAGUCACACACCCUGCCUCAGUACAGUCACACACCCUGCCUCAUACACAGUCACGCACCCUGCCUCAACACAGUCACGCACCCUGCCUCAGACACAGUCACACACCCUGCCUCAGACACAGUCACGCACCCUGCCUCAGACACAGUCACGCACCCUGCCUCAGACACAGUCACGCACCCUGCCUCAGACACAGUCACGCACCCUGCCUCAGACACAGUCACGCACCCUGCCUCAGACACAGUCACGCACCCUGCCUCAGACAGUCACGCACCCUGCCUCAGACACGUCACCACCUGCCUCAUACAGUCACGCACCUGCCUCAUACAGUCACGCACCCUGCCCUCAGACAGUCACGCACCCUGCCUCAGACACAGUCACGCACCCUGCCUCAGACACAGUCACGCACCCUGCCUCACACACAGUCACACACCCUGCCUCACACACAGUCACACACCCUGCCUCAGACAGUCACACACCCUGCCUCAGACAGUCACACACCCUGCCUCAGACACAGUCACAGACCCUGCCUCAUACACAGUCACACACCCUGCCUCAUACACAGUCACACACCCUGCCUCAUACACAGUCACACACCCUGCCUCAUACACAGUCACACACCCUGCCUCAGACGCAGUCACACACCCUGCCUCAGACGCAGUCACACACCCUGCCUCAGACGCAGUCACACACCCUGCCUCAGACGCAGUCACACACCCUGCCUCAGACGCAGUCACACACCCUGCCUCAUACGCAGUCUCACACCCUGCCUCAUACGCAGUCACACACCCUGCCUCAUACAGUCACACACCCUGCCUCAGACACAGUCACACACCCUGCCUCAGACACAGUCACACACCCUGCCUCAGACACAGUCACACACCCUGCGUCACACACCCUGCCUCACACAGUCACACACCCUGCCUCACACACAGUCACACACCCUGCCUCACACACAGUCACACACCCUGCCUCACACACAGUCACACACCCUGCCUCAGACACAGUCACACACCCUGCCUCAGACACAGUCACACACCCUGCCUCACACAGUCACACACCCUGCCUCACACAGUCACACACCCUGCCUCAUACAGUCUCACACCCUGCCUCAGACACAGUCUCACACCCUGCCUCAGACACAGUCACACACCCUGCCUCAGACACAGUCACACACCCUGCCUCAUACAGUCACAACACCUGCACUCAUACAGUCACCACACCCUGCCUCAGACGCAGUCACACACCCUGCCUCAGACGCAGUCACACACCCUGCCUCAGACGCAGUCACACACCCUGCCUCAGACGCAGUCACACACCUGCCUCAGACGCAGUCACACAACCCUGCCUCAGACGCAGUCACACACCCUGCCUCAGACGCAGUCACACACCCUGCCCUCAGACGCAGUCACACACCCUGCCUCAGACGCAGUCCACACACCCUGCCUCAGACGCAGUCACACACCCUGCCUCAUACACAGUCUCACACCCUGCCUCAGACACAGUCACACACCCUGCCGCAGACACAGUCACACACCCUCUCAGACACAGUCACACCCCCCUGCCUCAGACACAGUCCACACACCCUGCCUCAGACACAGUCACACACCCUGCCUCAUACACAGUCACACACCCUGCCUCAUACACAGUCACACACCCUGCCUCAACACAGUCACACCACCCUGCCUCAUACACAGUCACACACCCUGCCUCAACACAGUCACACACCCUGCCUCAGACACAGUCACACACCCUGCCUCACACAGUCACACCCCUGCUCAACCAGUCACCACCCUGCCUCAACACCCCCUGCCUCACACAGUCACACACCCCUGCCUCAGACACAGUCACACACCCUGCCUCAGACACAGUCACACACCCUGCGUCACACAGUCACACACCCUGCCUCAUACACAGUCACACACCCUGCCUCAGACACAGUCCACACACCCUGCCUCAGACACGUCACACACCCUGCCUCAGACACAGUCACCACCCCCUAUCCCCACCCUGCCUCAUACAGUCACACACCCCUCCCGCCUCAGCUCAACCCCCAACAGUCACACACCCUGCCUCAACAGUCACACACCCUGCCUCACACAGUCACACACCCUGCCUCACACAGUCCCACAACCCUGCCUCACACAGUCCCAACACCCCUGCCUCACACAGUCACACACCACCCUGCCUCAGACACAGUCCCACACCCUGCCUCAGACACAGUCACACACCCUGCCUCAACACAGUCACACACCCUGCCUCACCAGUCACACACACUGCCUCAGACACAGUUCACACCCCUGCCUCCGACACAGUCACACACCCUGCCUCACACAGUCACACACCCUGCCUCACACAGUUCACACACCCUGGCCUCACACAGUCACACACCCUGCCUCAUACACAGUCACACCACCCUGCCUCAUACACAGUCACACACCCUGCCUCAUACACAGUCACCACCCCUGCCUCAUACACAGUCACACACCCUGCCUCAUACACAGUCACACACCCUGCCUCAGACAGUCACACACCCUGCCUCAGACAGUCACACACCCUGCCUCAGACAGUCACACACCCUGCCUCAGACAGUCACACACCCUGCCUCAGACACAGUCACACACCCUGCCUCAGACACAGUCACACACCCUGCCUCAGACACAGUCACACACCCUGCCUCAUACACAGUCACACACCCUGCCUCAUACACAGUCACACACCCCUGCCUCAUACACAGUCACACACCCUGCCUCAUACACAGUCACACACCCUGCCUCAUACACAGUCACACACCCUGCCUCAUACACAGUCACACACCCUGCCUCAUACACAGUCACACACCCUGCCUCAGACACAGUCACACACCCUGCCUCAGACACAGUCACACACCCUGCCUCAGACACAGUCACACAACUCUGCCUCAUACACAGCACACACCCUGCCUCAUACACAGUCACCACCCUGCCUCAUACACAGUCACACACCCUACCUCAUAACAGUCACACACCCUGCCUCAGACAGCACCACACCCAUGCCUCAGACACAGUCACACACGCCUCAGACACAGUCACACACGCCUCAGACACAGUCACACACGCCUCAGACACAGUCACACACCCUGCCUCAGACACAGUCACACCCUCCUCAGACACAGUCACACACUCCUCAGACACCGUCACACACUCCUCAGACCACAGUCACACACGCCUCAGACACAGUCACACACCCUGGCCUCAGACACAGUCACACACCCUGCCUCAGACACAGUCACACACCCUGCCUCAGACACAGUCACACACCCUGCCUCAGACACAGUCACACACCCUGCCUCAGACACAGUCACACACCCUGCCUCAGACACAGUCACACACCCUGCCUCAGACACAGUCACACACGCCUCAGACACAGUCACACACCCUGCCUCAGACACAGUCACACACCCUGCCUCAGACACACCUCUAACCCAUCUCUCCUCUCCUCUCCUCUCCUCUCCUCUCCUCUCCUCUUUGUAGGAUUCGUAUCCAGGCUCUGAACAGCCUAGGAUCAGGUCCGUUUAGCCACACCUUUAAGCUGAAGACCAAGCCCCUGCCUCCCCAGCCCCCCCGGCUAGAGUGCACUGCGUUCAGCCACCAGACCCUCAGGCUGAAGUGGGGCGACGGCCCGGCCAAGGCCACGCCCUCAGACGCCCUCCAGUACCAGCUGCAGAUGGAGGACAAGAGAGGCAGGUUGGUAGCCUGGUUAAACCGCACAAUAUCAUUCGCCUGGAGUCUCUGGAUGGAAAUAAAUUCUAUAUAUAUACUAUAAUUAUAAGACAGGUUGUAUGGACGCUGAUUGGUUGAUAGCAGGGAGUUAUUCACCACAAUCCCCGGGUAAUGCCUGUUAAGUUCCAUUUGAAUGAUCAAUGCGCAUCCACUGUCCAACAGCCCAGCCGGGCAAUUUAUAAACUUAAUCUCCCCCGCUUUAGUUGGCUAGCUAGCAAAGGAGAAGUAGCUAGCCUCCAUAGCGAUCUUGCUUGCUUAGAACGUCCAUGCUAAUAGAAUGGUCAACAAGGCCAUUUGGCCUGCAACUUCAGAAUCUCAAAACUAGCAACUUGCUUUUGCCAGGACUAUAUCGUAUGGUGGAAAGAUUAAAUAACAUUAAUUUACUCAUUCAAAUAAACAUUUUAAUGAAAACAUUUCGUUAAUCUUUUUUUAAAUAUGUUGUCAACCGUUUUAUAAAAGCAACAAGGUGACCUUGGCUUCGCCCCCUUAGUCGGGAGUUAUUACUAUCGGAAGCAACUUUGUUGAUAUGCAUUGCCAGUGAUAUUCUAUUUACAUUUUACAUUUUAGUCAUUUUAGCAGACGCUCUUAUCCAGAGCGACUUACAUGAGCAAUUAGGGUUAAGUGCCUUGCUCAAGGGCACAUCGACAGAUUUUUCACCUAGUCGGCUCGGGGAUUAGAACCAGCGACCUUUCGGUUACUGGCACAACGCUCUUACCCACUAAGCUACCUGCCACCCCUAUCUAUCAAGGAACAGGUCAAUUCAGCUUUCAAUUCACACAUUUGAGAUAUUUUUAGUUAUUUACAUUUCUACUGACUGCUGCCCAGGAUUUUGUUCUGACCUAAUCACAAUGUCAGAACAAUAAAUCAGCUGGCAAACAGGCAGAAAGAUGUUUAAUAUGGUGCAGCUUCUGAAGCGGCAACCUUCAGUUUUAGUGAAGUGUUCGAUAUGGUUCCAACUAAAUGUGUUGCCUCGUCCAAAAGUGAACCCAAUAAGGAGACCGGCAGACAAGACCUGUUUUACACCACUCUCUUCCCCUCCCCUCUCUCCAGGUUUGUCUCCUUGUACAGAGGGCCCUGCCACACUCACAAAGUCCAGCGGCUCAAUGAGUCUACCUCUUACAUGUUCCGAAUCCAGGCCUUCAACGAGGCGGGCCAAGGACCCUUCUCCACUGUUUACACCUUCACCACCCCCCGCUCCCCCCCCGCCCCCGUUAAAGGUACAUCUCUCUCUAUCCUCCACACUUCCUCUCACCUCUCUCUAUUUCUCCUCCCAUCCUCUCUUCUGUAAUGUAUAGACCUUCACCAGCCCCCAUUUCCACAUCUACUUCUUCUGUUAAUUCAUCCUCUUCUCAUCCUGACUCUCCUUUAUUCCUCUGUGGCUCACUUCCUCUCAUCUUUCUCCUGACUGACCUUUCAGCCUCAUUGUCCUCACCUUUCAGCCUCAUUGUCCUCACCUUUCAGCCUCAUUGUCCUCACCUUUCAGCCUCAUUGUCCUCACCUUUCAGCCUCAUUGUCCUCACCUUUCAGCCUCAUUGUCCUCACCUUUCAGCCUCAUUGUCCUCACUUUUCAGCCUCAUUGUCCUCACCUUUCAGCCUUAUUGUCCUCACCUUUCAGCCUUAAUCUUUGAAGGUGUUGUACUCUCUCUCUCUCUCUGUAGCUCCCAGAGUGGAGCGUGUGGAGGACCUGUCUUCAGUCUGUGAGGUGAGCUGGGAGCCCCUGCUGCCCAUGAAGGGAGACCCCAUCAUCUACACGGUGCAAAGCAUGAUGGGUAACUCUGAGUACAAACAGGUAAGAAGAAUGAGAAGGGAUGUGAUUUAUGUAGCGCUGGAUGAGGAAACCAAUACAGCCCUUACCAAUGUGUAGCACCCCACCAGAGUCAUUGUCUUCAGUCAUCGCUGUACAACGGUGGUCACCAACCGGUCGAUCUCCAAUGCAUUCCUGAAGGUAGAACUCUGCCUACCCGGCAGGCCCAGAGAGCAAAUCGAGAGCAGCUAUAUAGGCCUACCGCUGGCCAAUCAGGAUAGCUCAGAUCACCGUGUCUCUGCACAGUUUCCUUGAGCCAUAGACUAAAAAGAAACCUUGAACGCACAGCAAAGUUGAUACUGUGAGAAUUUUAACCUUUUAAAACCAUGACUAGAGAGAGACUCAACGAAUACAGCAAAGAGCUGCUGUUUAAGUCAUUAUACAGCGCUGUUAACCCUUUGUUCAACACUUUACAGUGGCUUGUAUUCAUGGUUGGCAACGGAAGCCAGGCUUCCCCAAAAAACCGACCAAGAAAAAAGACCAAAAAAACAACAAAAUAAUGUAUCUUUUGUCUCUCUUUAUUUCAUACAUUUCCUUCAAUUCGCAAGAGGCUGAAUGUAUUUCACCGGAGAAAUCAUCAGAGCGAGCGAAACAGCGCCCCCUCUGUCUCUCUAUGUGUAGGCCAUCUAUCAAAAUGAGUAUGACAUUGUUGCCGCCCGUAGCGUUGAAGGCAAGGGAAGCCAGCGAGCAUCUGGCCUCCCUUGAUUAAAAAAAAAAAGUAGAAAGUAAUAGCCAAUCAGCGUUGAGCUAAACUGAGUGAGCUGAAUUGUUGCAUCUCGUUGUGUCGUUGUCCUCCGGGCCGUUCCUAAAUUAGCCAGGGAGAGGAUGGACUUGUGCUUUUACUUAAUUCUCCGUACUGGCCAAUGAUUAUAACAGCGAUUCUGAUCCAACCAUUAAUUCAUACAUUGUGCCCCUGGCCUGAGAGAAUGGAAGUUCAAUAUGUAGCUAGAUGUAGAAGGUGUCAUUAGUGUUUCUCUACAAGCAGGGUGAGUCAACAUUGUUUCUCUACAAUAGGGUGAGUCAACAUGUUUUUCUACUUCCACACACACACACACACACAAAUCAGAACCAUGGACAGCCACAUCAUAUUUAGCUUACGUCGAUUGGACUAAAUAGUUUUUGGUAUCUUUUAGUUGUCACUGUAUUAGACUAAGCAGAGGUGAUUUGAUGAUGUUAAAAUUGAAAUGGUGCUGGAAUAGUGGAGGCAGCUCCUGUUUUCUUUGCGACUUGCGGUAACUCUCUGUGGUUCUAAAUCAAUAGUUGUUUAGUGGUCCGAAAAUGUUGGAAACAUGACAACUCGUAGGUCAUGUAACAGUUUGUUACUGUUCCAUGCAAUAUGCUUUGUGGACUUCACCGGACAGAGGUAGCUCUCCGGUUUUGUGAUGAAACAAAGGUGUGAUUGAAUUUAUUCUACCACUGUGUCUUCUUAUUGUCUCGGCCUUUAGGCCUGUAUAUCAAUGCAAUUAUCACAACACAUUGUUGUAAAAUGGCUUUUUUUUCCCUGGCUUUGCUUCCCCAGUGAAUUUACCCACGCGCUGCUACUGCACCUUUAUAAGCCAUAAAAUGUGCGUUCUCCCUACUUCCACUCACACUACAACCAGCACUGCAGAUGUAAUGAAUGAGUAGGAGAGUGUAUCUAUAGGCUUGCGUUGUUAUUAUUAGCGGCUUGGGUCUUUUUUAAAUAAUAUUUCACCUUUUUCUGGACAUAGGAGUAACAACAUGACUUGGUGUAUGAGGCAGAAAUAAUGCGGUGCAACUUGAGUUUCACCAUCAGCUGGAAGACUGAGUUGGGUGAGCGAGCGAGCGAGUAGCCUCACCGCUGCUCCCUCCCCUCAGACUGACCAUCAACAAACGAUCUAUUACCAGUGUGAUCAUAUACCUACAGAUUUACAUAAUUUCAAUAUGGUCUGAGAAGAACAUUGUUGGCAGGGCAAAUCAAUCAUAGCCUGCUGCACAAACCUCACUGCUACAGAACUGUUUUUAAUUGGUUAAUGUUGCAUAGGCUUAUGUCUUUUAGGGCAUGUUAAAAAAAAUUAUCUGACCGUUAAAGCUCUGCUUGUGUCAGAAAGUGACCUUGACUCAGAAAAGGUUUGUUUGCGUUCUACUACAUUAUGCAUAUUAGCAACAAACAGAUGGAGGCUACCUGUUGUGACAGUUAGCUCAGCUGUAGCAGUUCUUCAUCAGGCUGAAUGGUGAUUCCUCUGUCUAAAUGGACCAUUAUGCUAAAUGAUGUUGAUCCCUGAGGGGAACCCAGGUGUCUAGUCUCCCACUCCAUCCUUCUCAGCAGUAACUCUUAGCAGGCCAACCUGGACUAAUGGUGGGCUCAGCAGUAACUCUUAGCAGGCCAACCUGGACUAAUGGUGGGCUCAGCAGUAACUCUUAGCGGGCCAACCUUGACUAAUGGUGGGCUCAGCAUAACUCUUAGCGGGCCAACCUGGACUAAUGGUGGGCUCAGCAGUAACUCUUAGCGGGCCAACCUGGACUAAUGGUGGGCUCAGCAGUAACUCUUAGUGGGCCAACCUGGACUAAUGGUGGGCUCAGCAGUAACUCUUAGCAGGCCAACCUGGACUAAUGGUGGGCUCAGCAGUAACUCUUAGCGGGCCAACCUGGACUAAUGGUGGGCUCAGCAGUAACUCUUAGCAGGCCAACCUGGACUAAUGGUGGGCUCAGCAGUAACUCUUAGCAGGCCAACCUGGACUAAUGGUGGGCUCAGCAGUAACUCUUAGCAGGCCAACCUGGACUAAUGUGGUCAGCAGUAACUCUUAGCGGCCAACCUUGAUAAUGGUGGGCUCCCGUAACUCUUAGCAGCCAACCUGGACUAAUGGUGGCUCAGCAGUAUCUUAGCAGGCCAACCUGGACUAAUGGUGGCUCAGCAGUAACUCUUAGCAGGCCAACCUGACUAUGUGGCUCAGCAGUAACUUUAGCGGGCCAACCUGGAUAAUGGUGGGCUCAGCAGUAACUCUUGCGGCCAACUGGACUAAUGGUGUGGUGGGCUCAGCAGUAACUCUUAGCAGGCCAACCUGGACUAAUUUGUAUUUUAUUUUAUUAGGAUCCCCAAUGCCAAUGGCGACAGCUAGUCUUACUGGGGUCAAACACAUAACGAAAAAGACAUUACAGACAAAAUACUUUACAAUUUACAUUUAAAAACAUGUUGUGUGUGUGUGUGGUAUGCAUUAGAGGUCUUCAUUGGUCUAAAAAGUUGGACCCGUUCGGAAAUGGACCUGGGGCUUUCCCACCCGGACCCGAUACGCAUAAAUGUUGUUUUUUUUCAAACAUAGAGACCCGUUCCGAACGGAACCGAGGACAACUAGACCCCUUCCGUGUAGACCUGGUCGGAUCCAGACCCGGUCCGAUUCCGAGUGAGGGGAGCAGCAGAAAAGUCAUUUUUUUUAUGCUACUUUAUUAACCGGAGCUGAUGAAGCGAGAGAGGUGGCGCUCUAGCAGGGCCGGGGGAGGGGCCAUACUGUGAGGGAGUGACACAGACAGGGGAGGGAGAGACGAGAGACGGCAACCAACCACGCCGACUCGCGCUGAAGUACACUAAUAGCUGCCAUAGCUAGGUUAAUUAUCAUCCAACAUGAUUACAUAGUACCUGUCUUGACUGUAUCAAACCCGGGAGAAGCAAGUUAAGCUAGCUAACGUUAGCUAGCUAGGCUAAUUGAGGGUGCAGUGCAUGUGAGCUUUUUUAAUCCUACAGUUCCAAACAACAAUAACUCCAUUCAGAAUAUUAAAGCCUUACCUGUCUCUUAGUCGUUGGAGCCUGUCCUUCUCCUUUAACUUUUAAUUCAUCAUCAUUUUAAUUCCGUCUUCCAUUGAUUUAAAUAUCUCCUGACGUUUUGCCCCACACGGAGCGAGGCUCUAUGACUGUAGCCCAUUGAUGACUUCUGAUUGGCCAACAACAAGCUGCACGCGCCACGCUCCACUGUCCUGAAAAGCAAGAACAUAAAUGAUAACAUUUCCUCUAUUGCAGCAGUCGCGUUAGGAUCAGUACGGGCCAUUCCGGACAAGUCAGUUAAAAUUACACAUACCCGUGACAAUCAUAUCAAGAGACCGACCCAGACCCGUGACAUUAUUUAGAAUUCUGCUCGGGUCCCGGAUCGGGUCUCCGGUAUUCGAGCACAGGUGGAUUCGUGAAGAGCUCUAGCAUGCAUAUCAGUUCCACAUACAUGUCAGUACAUACACACAACAAGUAGGUCACAUGGGGGAGAGGCGUUGUGCCGUGAGGUGUUGCUUUAUCUGUUUUUUUAAACCUGGUUUGCUGUUCACUUGCACUAUAUAAGAUGGAAGGGAGUUGCAUGCACUCAUGGCUCUGGAUAAUACUGUACGUUUCCUUGAAUUUGUUCUGGACCUGGGGACUGUGAAAAGACCCCUUGGUGGAAUGUCUGGCGGGGUAAGUGCCUGUGUGUAAGUUGACUAUGUAAACAAUUUGAAAUUUCCAACACAUUAAUGUUUCUUAUAAAAACAAUAAGCUAUGUCAGUCUUUCCUCAACUCUUGGCCAAGAGAAACUGGCAGGAAUAGUAUUUAUAUCAGCCCUAUGAUUACAAUGAAGAGCAAGACGUGCCGCUCUGUUCUGGGCCAGCUGCAGCUUAACUAGGUCUUUCCUUGCUGCACUGGACCACAUCACUGGACAAUAAUCAAGAUAAGGCAAAACUAGAGCCUGCAGGACUUGCUUUGUGGAGUGCGGUGUCAAAAAAGCAGAGCAUCUCAUCACCGACAGACCUCUCUCCCCCAGCUUUACAACCAUUGAAUGAAUCAUGUUUUUGACAAUGACAGUUUACAGUCUAAGGUAACACCAAGUUAUAGUCACUGACUGCAACUCUUUGUUCAGGGGUUGCAGUGAUUUUCACUAGCUGGGGUUGCUGACACGUAUAGGGUUGAAUCAUCAGCAUACAUGGACACACGUGUUAAUACCAGUGGCAGGUCAUUGGUAAAACAAAUCUAAAAGAGCAGAGAGCUGCCCCCUGCGGUACACCAUUAAAGAGAAGGUUCCUCUGUGUUCUCUGAAUCCACAAUACGGCAGAGGUUGAAAAGCCAUAACAAUAAUGGCUAUGGUUAUGGUGGGCUCAGAGGCUGCUGGCUGACGCUAAUCUGCCUUGAUAUGACAACCAAAUUAAAUAAGGAAGCUGUAUGCGUCUGCCAUUUACCACAGAGCUUUGUCCUUUCAUCACUCUAUCCAAUCACAGGCCUCCAAGCUACAGAGGCAGACCAUGUCUUCUGUCUCCCUCCUACUUCCUUCCUGUAUAUUAACCUCCCUUUCCUCUAGCUCUCUCUUUCCUCUAUCAAUUCAAUUUAAGAGCUUUACUGGGCAUGGGAAACUUAUGUUAACGUUGCCAAAGCAAGUGAAAUAGAUCAUAAACAAAAGUGAAAUAAACAAUCAGGAAUUAACAGUAAACAUUACACUCAGAAUUGUUCCAAAGGAAUGGAGACAUUUCAAAUGUCACAUUAUGUGUAUAUAUACAGUGUUGUAACGACGCGUAAAUAGUUAAAGUACAAAUGGGAAAAUAAAUCAACAUAAAUAUAGGUUGUAUUUACAAUGGUGUUUGUUCUUCACUGGUUGCCCUUUUUUUCGAUCUCUCGCUCUCUCGCUGUCCCUCUUCUCUCGUCUCUCGUCUCUCCGGCUGUCCUCUCUGUCUUCCUCUCUCUCGCUGUCUCUCUCGCUGUUCUCUCUCGAUUUCUCUCUCUCUCUCGGCUGUCUCUCUCUCGCUGUCUCUCCACUCGCUGUCUCUCCUGCUGUCUCUCCUGUCUCUCCCGCGGUCUCUCUCUCGCGCUGUCCUCUCUCGCGCUGUCUCUCCGCUGUCUCUCUCUCGCUGUCUCUCUCAUCGCGUUCCGCUCUCUCCUGUCUCGCUGUCGUCUUCUCUCGCUGUCUCUCUCUCUCGCUUCUCUCUCUCUCGCUGUCUCUCCUCUCGCUUUCUCUCUCUCGUUCUUGCUGUUGCUUCUCGCUGUCUCUCUCUCUCGCUCUCUGUCUCUCUCGCUGUCUCUCUCUCUCUCGCUGUCUCUCGUCUCUCUCUCGCUUUUGCUCGUCUCUUCUCUCUUUUUCUCUCUCUCGCUGUUCCUCUCUCUCUCUCUCGCUGUCUCCUCGCUCCUCUUUCGCUGUCUCUCUCGCUGUCUCUCUCUCUCGCUGCUCUCUCGCUUCGUCUCGUCUCUCUCUCCGUCUUCUUUCUUCUCUCUCUCUCCUUCUGUCUUUCUCUCUCUCUCUCGCUGUCUCCUCUCUUCUCUCUCUCUCCGUCUCUCUCGCGUCUUUCUCUCUCUUCUCUCUCUCUCCUCGCUUUUCUCUCUCUCUACUGCUGUCUCUCUCCGCUCUCUCGUCUCGCUGCUUCUCUUCUCUCCUCCUCUCUCUCGCUGUUUCUCUCUUCUCUCUCUCCUCGUUUCUCUCUCUCUCUCUCCUCUUCGUCUCUGUCUCUCUCUUCUCUUCUCGCUUCUCUCUCUCUGUCUCCUCUCUCUCUCGCUGUCUCCUCUCUUCUCGCUCUCUCUCUCUCUCUCUCGCUGUCUCGCUCUCUCUCUCUCGCUGCUCUUUCUCCUCUCGCUGUCUCUCUCGUCUCUCUCGCUUCUCUCCUCUCCUGCUCGCUUCUCUUCUCGCUCUCCGUCUUCUCUCUCGCUGUCUCUGCUCUCUUCGCUUGUUCUCGCUGUCGUCUCUCUCUCUCCUUCGCUCUCUCUCUCGCUGUCUGUCUCUCUCUCGCUGUGUCUCUCUCUCUCUCGCUCUUCCUGUCUCUCUCUCGCUGUCUCUCUUCUCCUCUCUGCGUCUCUCUCUCUCUCGCUGUCUCUCUCUCUCUCUCUCUCUCUCUCUUCCUCUCUCUCUCUCUCUCUUCUCUUCUCUCUCGCUCUCCUGUCUCUCUCUCUCUCUCGCUGUUCUCUCUCUCUCUCUCGCCUGUCUCUCUCCUCUCCUGCUCUCUCUCUCUCUCUUUCUCUCACUGUGUCUCUCGCUCUCUCUCGCUGUCUCGCUCGCUCUCGCUCUCUCUUUCUCUCACUGUGUCUCUCGCUGUCUCUUCCUCGCUGUUCUCUCUCUCUCUCUCUUCCUCCUGCUCUCUCUGUCUCGCUGUCUCUCUUCUCGCUGUCUCGCUUCUUCUCUCUGUUCGCUCUCUCUCUUCUCUCUCUCUUCGUCGCUCGCUUUUCUCUCUCGCUCGUCUCGCUCUCUCUCCUCGCUUUCUCUCUUCUCUCUCCUUGCUGGCUCUCCUCGCUGUUCUCUCUUUCCUGUCUUCUCUUCUCUCUCCGUGCUUCUCUCCCUCGCUGUCUCUCUUCUCUCGCUCGCUUCUGUUCUCUCCUCGUCGCUCAGCCUCUCUCUCGUGUCAACUCUUUCUCUCUCCCGUGCUGUCUCUCUCUACCGUCGCUGAGCAUUGUCCCUACCUCCGCUGUCAAUCCCUCGCUGUCUCUCCCUUGCUGUCUCUCCCUCGCUGUCUCCCUCGCUGUUUCUCUCCCUCGCUGUCUCUCUCUCUUCUCUCUCCCUCGCUGUCUCUCUCCCUCGCUGUCUCUCUCUCUUCUCUCUCCCUCGCUGUCUCUCCCUUCUCUCUCCCUCGCUGUCCCUCUCUCUCGCUGUCUCUCUCUCUUCUCUUUCUCUCGAUGUCUCUCUCUCUUCUCCAGGUGUAUAAAGGCUUUUUCCACCUUGUACCAGGUGUAUUCUAACCUCUCUUCUCUCUCUCCAGGUGUAUAAAGGUUCUGCCACGUCCUACCAGGUGCCCGGCCUGCAGCCCAACAGUGAGUACCGCUUCAGGGUGUGUGCCAUCCGCCAGUGCCAGGAGGCUCCAGAGCUGAGUGGUCCCUACAGCCCCACGGUGGCGCUCUCCCCCCAGCGCAGUGAGCUGUCGGCGGGCAGUGUGAGCGGUGUGAGCCCCCGGGCUGGAGCUGACACCGCCAGGCCCAAACACACCCCCCUAACAGAUGAGCAGUGGGCUGCUCUCAUCAUCAUACUCUGCGCUGUCAUCUCGAUCCUCAUCGCUUUCAUCAUCCAGUACUUUGUUAUCAAGUGAGCUUCAUCUCUCCUCCUCUACUCCUCCCUUGUUCCUCCUCUCUGUCCCCUCCUACCCUGUUCCUCCCUUCCUUCUCCUCCAAGCUGCAGGGUUACAGCUUUAGGUUCCUGUUGAUGUUGUUGUUUAUUUCUGUUGUCACCCCUGGGUGAUCAUGAUUAGCAGAGGGAAGGGAGUCCAGAGGAAAUGAUAUCAUGUACUGCUAUGACACCUUCCUGUCUCCCUCUUCCCCUCCCUAACCCCCCUUUUACAGAAGCCUCUCAUUAUUUAACAAGACUCCACUGUGGUUGGUUACCCUGCUCAGAAUAGAGUACCACAGUAUGAGUC
Molecule: messenger RNA, 19835 nt
Organism: Coregonus sp. 'balchen'
Lineage: Eukaryota; Metazoa; Chordata; Actinopteri; Salmoniformes; Salmonidae
Source: the annotation of a GenBank genome assembly